This is a messenger RNA of Arachis duranensis, 1467 nucleotides long. RefSeq lists its product as uncharacterized. The coding region runs from base 1 to 1467 and encodes 488 amino acids. NCBI's taxonomy places the organism in Eukaryota, Viridiplantae, Streptophyta, Magnoliopsida, Fabales, Fabaceae. The record is from RefSeq and is a predicted model, not a curated record. The transcript has 6 exons.
AUGACACGUUCACUUCCUGAUCCGCGCUUGCUAAUAUUCGAUCCUGAAAUUGAAAGAACAAUUUCACGAAUAAGGCGAGAACAGCGUAGGUUAGUCCGCUCUGAGGGCGGAUCUGAAAGUGAACCUGAGGAAGAAACCAACCCCCGUUCUACUGAUUCGGUUGUUUUACGUGCAGAAAACAUGGCAGCUAGAAGAAUUACCAUUCAGGAGGAAGGAGCUCCUGAUUUUACACUACAACCAUUUCAAGCGCAUCAUCCAGCAGCAGCCUGUUCUACUGUCAGGCGUAAUGGCGCUGAUGAAACUUCAAUUCUGCUGAAAGUUUUUCCGUUCUCUCUUGAGGGAAAAGCAAGAGAGGGGUACUACACUCAACCUCUAGCAAACGAUGACAAUGAGACUCUCUUUGAAUACUGGAAGCGCUUCAAUAAUCUUCUGGAAGCAUGCCCCCACCACAUGAUCGACAAGAUCGUGCUACUCAGCUAUGUCACACAAGGUAUGAGACCCCAAGAUAAGACCACAUUGGAAAGUGCCAGCAAUGGGUCUAUGAAGAAGUACAAGACCACUGAUGAAGCUUGGCAAUUGAUCAGUAAUUUAGCUGAAUCUACUCGGAACCACAGACAGAAGCAAGGCCGUUCAAGGGCCGUUGCAGAAGUAUCUUCUGGCAUAGAGACUGCUGCUCUAAAUCGAAGCAUCUGUGAAAUGACCAACCUGCUGAAGCAAAUGCAGUUAAAUCAACAAGCUCAGCAAACUCAACCGCAGCAAAACCAACAACUAGUUCCACAAAGAAUUUGCGGAAUUUGUGCUGAUUACAGCCAUUACACUGAUGAAUGCCCGCAGCUCCAACAAGAAGACAACAUGGACAAUUCAAACCAGAAUUGGAGGGAUAACAAUAAUAGGGGAGGCAGAGAUAAUCAGGGAAAUCAGAGGUGGAAUAAUUACAACAACAGGCAACAAAAUCAACCAUACCGAGCACCUCACCUAAGGCAAACCCAAGGACCACCGAACAAUCAGCAGCAAACCUCUCAAUUUACUCAUUCUUCUGUAUCUUCUAAUGAAGAAUUAUUACAAGAUUUUGAGAAAAGACCACUGGCAAUGGAAAAUACCAUCGUGAACAGUAUUAACGCCAGUCUGAAUGGUUUCACCUCUACUCUACAAGCUUGUAUGACACAACUUGGUUCAGAGACGAAUCAGGAGGAACCAAGCUCACCAGAAUACGCCUCAGCUGAAGAGGUGGUAGAAAUCGAAGAUGUUGAAGAGGAAGAGGAUAUACAGGACAUAGUCGAAGAAGAGAUAGCUCAACCACAGGAAGAGGCACAAAAAGGUGCAGGCACCGCAGAAAACACUACUCUCAUUCCAUUUCCACAACUUGAAAGGAAGCUUAGGAAGCAGCUGGAACCUGAUCCUAAAAUGGUAGAGAUAUUCAAAAAGGUUGAGGCAUCUGCUGGAGAAUCUCAAGAAAGGGAAUAUUGA